UCAAUCAAAAAAAAAAAAACAAGAGAAAGACGAUCGGCUCCUCUCUCUCUCUCUCUCUCUCUCGAUCGCUCCAUCUCGGAACUUGGAUUUUCUCUGAAUCCCUUCCUACCCAGCUAAGAGCUCGACCGAUUGCGGCUUUCCUCGGCGGUGUUGCGCUGAGUUCGCACCCGAGAAAUCAUGGCGACGGCUUCUGUGGCUUUUAAAUCUAGGGAGGACCACAGGAAACAGAUUGAAUUGGAAGAAGCACGAAAAGCCGGACUCGCUCCAGCUGAGGUUGAUGAAGAUGGCAAGGAAAUUAAUCCUCAUAUUCCGCAGUACAUGUCGUCUGCGCCAUGGUAUCUCAAUGCCGAGAGACCUAGCUUGAAACAUCAAAGGAAAUGGAAAUCAGAUCCAAAUUACACGAAAUCUUGGUACGACAGAGGCGCGAAAAUUUUUCAGGCUGACAAGUACCGGAAAGGUGCAUGCCAGAACUGUGGUGCCAUGACUCAUGAUUCGAAAGCAUGCAUGGAAAGACCCCGGAAAGUGGGAGCCAAAUAUACAAACACACACAUUGCACCUGAUGAAAAGAUAGAGACCUUUGAGCUUGACUAUGAUGGUAAGAGAGACCGGUGGAAUGGCUAUGACGCGUCAAGCUAUGCUCUUGUGAUUGAGAGAUAUGAAGCUAGGGAUAACGCUCGAAGAAAAUAUCUUAAGGAACAACAGCUGAAGAAAUUAGAGGAGAAGAACAAUAACCAAAAUGGUGAGGAUGGUGAGGAUGGUGAGGAAGAUGAUGAUGAGGAGGAAGAUGAUGACGACGACUUAAGAGUGGAUGAGGCAAAGGUUGAUGAAAGCAAGCAGAUGGACUUUGCAAAGGUUGAGAAGCGUGUUCGCACAACAGGUGGUGGAAGUACUGGAACUGUUAGGAACCUUCGUAUUCGGGAGGAUACGGCAAAGUACCUUCUGAAUCUAGAUGUCAAUUCAGCUCACUAUGAUCCUAAAACUCGGUCCAUGCGUGAGGAUCCCCUCCCAGAUGCUGAUCCAAAUGAGAAGUUUUAUGGGGGUGAUAACCAAUACAGGAAUAGUGGUCAAGCUCUUGAAUUUAAACAGCUUAAUAUACAUGCUUGGGAAGCAUUUGAGAAAGGGCAAGACAUCCACAUGCAAUCAGCGCCAUCUCAAGCUGAGUUGCUUUACAAGAAUUAUAAAGUUAUUAAGGAAAAAUUGAAGUAUCAAACAAAGGAUACCAUUCUGGAGAGGUAUGGCAAUGCAGCUGCAGAGGAAGAGCUCCCAAGAGAGCUGCUCUUGGGACAGAGUGAGAGAGAAGUGGAAUAUGAUCGUGCUGGUAGGAUCAUUAAGGGGCAGGAGUUAGCACUGCCCAGAAGCAAGUAUGAGGAGGAUGUUUUUAUUAAUAACCACACUUGUGUUUGGGGUUCAUGGUGGAAGGAUCAUCAAUGGGGCUACAAGUGCUGCAAACAGACUAUCAGAAAUAGCUACUGUACGGGCGCUGCCGGAAUUGAAGCCGCCGAGGCAGUAAAUGAACUAAUGAAAUCAAAUAUUGCUCGGAAAGGGGCCACAGAAGAUGUAGCUGCCCCAGUGGAGGAGAAGAGGCUGGCUACCUGGGGAACUGAUGUCCCUGAUGAUUUGGAGUUGGACCAGAAACUUCUUGCUGAAGCACUUAAGAAGGAGGAUAUAAGAAAGCGAGAAGAGAAAGAUGAAAGGAAGCGCAAGUACAAUGUCAGAUGGGAGGAUGAGGUUACUGCUGAGGAGAUGGAGGCGUAUCGGAUGAAGAAGGUACACCAUGAUGAUCCAAUGAAAGCCUUUUUAAGCUAGGUAGAUAGAUAGCAUGUAAGAGUCAGCUGGUCUACCCGGAACACAUACGCUAUCGAUGUUAUGUGAUCAUUUGUGGUGCCUCAAAAUAACCAUAUGCUUGUGUGUUCCCCUAGUAUUCUGUAUUGAAUCCAGCCUCGUGGCAUCUGUUGGGAGUUAUGUUUUGUGGCAAUUGUUUCUGCUGCAGGAUGAAUACAAAGCUGAAUAUUGGGGAAUUCUUAUGCUUUUUGGUUGUUUUGUUUGUUUAUUGAUACAAUGAAAGGUGAUGUAUUCAAUAAAGUCUUGUUUAGUUGCAAUUC
Eucalyptus grandis is the source of this 2102-nucleotide messenger RNA. Its product is annotated as pre-mRNA-splicing factor SLU7-A. The record is from RefSeq and is a predicted model, not a curated record. The transcript is spliced from 10 exons. Lineage: Eukaryota; Viridiplantae; Streptophyta; Magnoliopsida; Myrtales; Myrtaceae. Gene Ontology annotation, molecular function: pre-mRNA 3'-splice site binding. Gene Ontology annotation, cellular component: spliceosomal complex. The coding region runs from base 178 to 1806 and encodes 542 amino acids. Gene Ontology annotation, biological process: mRNA splicing, via spliceosome.